Trichoderma breve is the source of this 2727-nucleotide messenger RNA. RefSeq names its product oxidoreductase molybdopterin binding domain-containing protein. The transcript is spliced from 4 exons. The record is from RefSeq and is a predicted model, not a curated record. The coding region runs from base 1 to 2727 and encodes 908 amino acids. NCBI's taxonomy places the organism in Eukaryota, Fungi, Ascomycota, Sordariomycetes, Hypocreales, Hypocreaceae. Gene Ontology annotation, molecular function: molybdenum ion binding; heme binding; oxidoreductase activity.
AUGGCAACGGAUCAGUUGGUAUCAGACUCUCGCUCUGAGAGUGGAGAGGACUGGUCCUCGUCCUUGCCAUCAUCUCCUGAAUCAUCGGCACCAACAACACCACAAUCACGUAGUCCACGCUUAACAGCAAAACUACAGUCGGUUCAAAUUGUCCAUGAUGCUCCGUUACAGUCUUCUACGUCAGACAAUGACGACAUUCCACUCCCUCCUAUCCCGAAAACCGAACCUAUCCAACCACUCUCCACCGACUCUCAAACGCCUGACCAUUGGAUUGCACGAGAUGCCCGGAUGAUUCGACUGACGGGAAAACAUCCGUGUAAUGUCGAGGCUCCCUUGUCUGCAUUGUUCAAAGCUGGGUUCCUUACUCCCCAGAACCUAUUCUAUGUUCGAAGUCAUGGAGAUACACCACGAAUCAGCUUGAAGCAAGCACAAGACUGGAAACUCCGAAUCCAUGGACUUGUUGAGGAGGAAUUGGAAUUCUCGAUUCAGGAUCUGAAAGAAAAGUUCCCGGUUGUCACGCUGCCCGUGACGCUCGUCUGUGCUGGCAACCGCCGGAAGGAGCAAAAUAUGGUAGUGAAGGGGCUAGGAUUCAAUUGGGGUGCCGCUGGUGUAUCCACUGGUCUCUUUACAGGUCCUGUCCCCGGACGUGCUCGUCACGUCAUCUUUGAGGGCGCCGAUGAGCUUCCGAAAGGAAAGUACGGCACAUCUCAGAGGCUCAGCUGGGCAUUGGACCGUAGCAAGAGCAUGCUGAUAUCUUGGGGCCUCAACGGCGAGGAUCUUUCUCCGGAUCACGGCUAUCCUCUUAGAUUGGUUGUCCCAGGUCAAAUUGGUGGACGAAUGGUCAAAUGGCUCCAACGAAUAGAGGUUUCCGACUGUGAGAUAACAGCAGAUCAAGCAAGGAAUGAAGACAAAUGGUGGUACGAUCCUAAAUACAUCAUCAAUGAGCUGAACACAAUUACAGUAGAGGGAUACGCGUACACGGGUGGUGGACGACGUAUAACUCGAGUAGAGGCGACACUCGACGAUGGAGACACGUGGAAACUCUGUGACAUAACCUAUCCAGAGGAUCUGUACCGAAGUUAUCCGAUUGAACACCAUCCUUACUUUGGCAAGCUUGAUUUGAGCACGACAGAUAUGAGUUUUUCCUGGUGCUUCUGGAAAGUUGAGAUUGACGUCAAGUCGCUGCUAGCAAUUCGAGAUGCUGGGUUCAUUAUGGUGCGAGCAAUGGAUGAAGCGUUAAGCAUCAUGCCACGGGACAUGUACUGGAAUGCUACUUCUAUGAUGAAUUCGUGGUGGUUUCGAGUCGCUGUCCAUGGGGAGAACAACGGCCAGACUCUUCGAUUUGAACAUCCUACCGUGCCUGGCAACGCAAGUGGAGGUUGGAUGCAGCGUAUGAAGGAAGCUGGGAUGAACCCAAAGUUCCCUCGUCUGGGAGAAAACAGCCCAACUUCCAGCGCCAUCGCCGAAGACUCGAGUAAGGCGCAGGGACCCCAGGCGGACGAAGAAGCCAAGAGCGUCAUGAUAAACCCAGACAAAGUGUCAGUGCUUGUUACUGCGGCCGAGCUCGCGGAGCACGCCGACGGCGAAGGUCCAUCGCCUUGGUUUGUUGUUGAAGGCCACGUAUAUGAUGGCACUGGUUUUCUCUCGGCUCACCCUGGCGGAGAACAGUCCAUUCGUUUAGCAGCUGGUGAGGAUGCUACAGAAGACUUCAUGGCCAUUCACUCCAUGGAUGCGAAGAAAAUGUUGAGGGAUUACCACAUUGGUAAGCUGGAACAACCUUCAGAAUCAUCGAGAUCUGCAAUGGCAGCAAGCCCUCAGCCUCAAGAUGAUCCAUCCAAGCCAUUUUUGGAACCCAAGGUGUGGAAGAAUGUUCUUCUAGUACAAAAGAGAGAGGUCUCUCAUGACUCGCGAAUCUUUCGUUUCGCCCUGCCUCAUGAAGACCAACCACUCGGUCUGCCAGUGGGACAGCACGUGUAUCUUCGGAUAAAGAAGUUCGACAAAACAACUGGUAAAACAGAGAUUGUGCAGCGAGCAUAUACUCCAUAUAGCGGCAGUACCCAGCGUGGCUUUAUCGAUCUUCUCAUCAAAGUGUACUUUCCAUCAAACGAGUUAUCGCAAAAGAGUCCUUUUGCAGGAGGACAAAUGACCAUGCUACUCGAAAAUAUGGUAGUAAACACAAACACCAGUGAGUUCACGGUGGAAUUGAAGGGUCCCAUCGGCCAUUUUACAUACAUCGGUGAUAAUCGGGUGCAAUGGAAGCCGAAUAAUUCUAUCCGCAAUGUCAAGAAGCUUGCGAUGAUUGCCGGUGGCAGUGGUAUUACUCCAAUGUGGACCACAUUAAAGGCCAUUGCAGACGAGUACUCGGCUUGCGCGUCGUCUGAACAGGUCAACCGCGUCGAGGUAUGGCUCGUCUAUGCCAAUCGAGAGGAAGAAGACAUCCUCAUUCGCGAAGAGCUCGAUCAGCUCUGGCAUGUCAUGAAGGGAAAUUUCCACAUGUGGCAUGUUCUGAGUUCCAAGAAACUGAAUGCAGACUGGAAGAUGGGACGAGGGUAUGUUGGAUUAGAGUGUCUCCAACAGCACCUCCCUUCAGCACCUUCUACACCCACUGAUGCAGAUCUCGAGGAUACGCUGGCGCUAGUUUGUGGACCCCCAGCUAUGGAAGCAAAUGUUUCUUCUGCGUUACAAGAGCUUGGAUGGAGCCUUGAAAAGAACGUCGUGUUUUUUUAA